GCGGAUACAUGGUGUGAUGCAGCCCCUUGUCCGGUGAUACAGCCUUGCGCUUCCAUGUUGGAAAUGGACUGGUCAGAUGCGAAAAGUAAGGCUUCGAGCACACCCCCUUUCUCUCCAAUCAGCCUGGUGGCAGCGAAGACGAAUGGCUUUCCUCACACUUGCGCGAUUCUUUCAAGCCUUUUAUGCUCACUCUAUGCAUAAACCUCAGACCUUCUGUUUGAAUUGGCCAGGAUGUGCGACCUCAAUUUGGAAUACAGCUGUAACAGGUAGCCUUAUACGGCAGACCCAGUUUCGGGACCUCUAAUUCAGCAACUGUCAUUUGCAGUAACCAAGCUCAAAUCAUUCUCUUGUGGAACCAUUUGUUCAAGCCGGUAUAAUAGAAUAAUAUGGAUCCUCUUUCGAUCACGGCGUCUUCUAUAGCUGUCAGCCAGCUGGCUGUUGUACUUACUAAGGGCAUGCGCAAACUCGUCCAGUUGCGUCAUGUUCCAGAACAGGUUCUGCAGCUGAACAAUGAGCUGGCGGAAAUCAACUCCGUGUUUGCUAAAGUCGAUCAUCUGAUCACGAGGUCCUGUCUGGGGAACCCAGAUGACGAGAAACUCUUACACAGCCUCCUCGACCGACUCAAAGAUCCCAUGUCCCAGUUGGAAAAUCUGAUAAAACUGCUAUCAAUCGACCACGAUGAUGAAAAGACUAACGUAGAAUUCUCUAAGCGUGCAUGGUUAAAGCAUGGCUCGAAAGCUCAACGACUCCUCAUCUCACUUAGAGAGCUGCGCGUCAAUGUCAACGAUGCGUUGCUCAUCAUCUCAGCAACUGAGAAUGUUCAUUUCCGUACCGAGCUUCGCGCUGUAGCCGUUGCAGCAGCACGGACUGAGAAGAGCAGGCUCCACGAACAAAGCAAGUCACAGCGUGGUCUCGCGGCCAUUAAUGAUACGCUGUUGACCUUUGCGCCUCUUAUGCAGCAUAUUCAGCAAACCUUGGACGAUGAUAUGGAAGCCAGACAACAUAAUGGACGUGUCAUUCGACGUAAUGACACAUGCUCAGGCCCUGGGUCUCUUAGCACCCAAUACCAGCAGCCUAUCGAGUUUCGCACAACUGUUCAGGCGCCGAAGGCAUGCGCUGCAGCUUGCCCAUGCAGUUGCCAUCGCAUGGCCGUUUUACAAUAUCCUGCCUGGGCAAAGAAACUCGUCGGGCAGCUCUUCGUUGGUUACUCGGGCAUCCCCCUGCUCAACUCAAACGCAUGCAGCGAACGAUCCUGUAAAAGUGGACGCCGAGUACUAGUAAAGGUCUCUUACUUCUUUCCACGAUGGCUCGUAUCCAGAAUGAUCUUCUUUAUGAGUGACUCCAACAGUUACGACCAUGGAAGUCCCAUGAUCCGGAUACCCAAGGUUGUGUCGUCAGAUUCUGAAAUCUUUAUCCUUGCCCAGAAAGGCAAUAUUCCCGGCAUGCAGAGAUAUUUCUCUGAAGGAAAGGGCUCAAUAUUCGACGUCAACGAUACCGAGGGUCGUUCUCCGAUCCAUUUGGCGAUAUCUGCUAGGCAGCCAGAAGCAUGCGCUUUCCUGAUGUCACUAGGUGCAGAUUCGAGAGUGGAAGACAGAUUUUCGAUCUCACCCAUCGAUCUGCUUUGGAAUUACCUUCUCCAGAAUGACCGCCGAGGGGACAAAUCAGCCAUGCAGUCUCCGUUCGAGGCGCUGCUCGAUGAUGGCGAUGAUCUAGUCAAACGGCGCCUCACCCCUCUCCAUAGGAUCAUUUUUGGACUCUCAGAGAUUGAUUUAGACUCAUACCUGCGACUUACCACAGCUGAGAUUGACGUGCAGUGCUCGCAUGGACGAACACCGCUGUUCUGGGCAGCGAUUCGUCACAACCCUGACCACCUUAAGACUCUGCUUGCGUACAACGCAUCUGUAGAGAUUGCUGACAGCAGAAAGCAAACUCCUAUACACGUCGCUGCAGCGUACGGGCUUUUGGAAUCGUUGGAAGUGCUUCUAGAAGCUGCCACGAAGCCGUAUGGUACCAGCCACGCCUCGACAAACCCCAAGUUGGCACGGUGGGUAAAUGGAUUAGACAUCAAGGGAAGAACGCCUCUCCAUGGUGCUAUACAUGGACGACAGCCGCAACACGCUGAAAUGCUGCUCAAGUACGGGGCCGAUGUGGACGUCCCGGACUCGGUUCUCGAGCAGACCGCAUUGAUGCUGUGCAUAUACUGGGGCCACAGUCACUUGAUCUGGAUCUUGCUUCAACACGGUGCGAGCUUAACUCUCCGCGACAGGCAUGGCAUGAACGCACUUCACUAUGCUGCACAGUAUGGAAGCGAGGAUACGAUAGACGCCCUCACGCAAAAUAUACCUCCCAACACUGAUCUCGAUCCGGAUGGUGUCGACAACCGUGAUAAGACAGCUUUGGAACUUUUUACAUACUUACGGCCUCUGACAUUGAAGGAGGAAAUCGAUACAAGGAUAGAAGCCGGAAUAGCCUUUCAUCGUUUACUGAGGGUUGUACAGAGCAGAUUCCGCCCGCUUGAUAGCGAGACUUGUAUACUGGAUAUUGGAGAUGAAGACGAGUUUUUUGACUGUCCACUUGGUCCAGUCAGCGAAAUCGCCCACAAUUCUCCACCAGUAUGAACAUGCCGGCAAAAAGGAAGACGAUAAUGAUAAUCGCGAGAGCUUUCUCCAAUGCUAGGACGCCGAUACCGGAAGCGGGCUGAAUGGCCAACUCCGCAACAACAGACUUGACAAAGUUGUUAUCGACCUCGGUGAGUGCGACAAUGAUCAAAAUUCAGUACUUCGCAUCUGGGCUGGCAUUGAGAAUCAUGGUCAGUAGCUUGGACAACGCUUGGUGUCGAAAUUGCUGGAGGCUACAUCGGUCCCCAUGAGCGCGCUAUAUUACGCACGUCGAUGACGAAUAGUUUGGCGCAGGUGGGGUCGAAGAGCGUGUCGACGCCUGGAUCCUUCUGAGACAACUCCACGCAGGCUACUC
This is a messenger RNA of Truncatella angustata, 2973 nucleotides long. Its product is annotated as ankyrin repeat-containing domain protein. The transcript has 7 exons. Gene Ontology annotation, molecular function: protein binding. The coding region runs from base 387 to 2618 and encodes 743 amino acids. The record is from RefSeq and is a predicted model, not a curated record. NCBI's taxonomy places the organism in Eukaryota, Fungi, Ascomycota, Sordariomycetes, Amphisphaeriales, Sporocadaceae.